CUGGGCGGAGGUUUGUUUGAACCGAAGUCCCGCCGCAGUUAUUAUGAAGCUAAGCUAACCCUCCAUCAUUAAAAUCAGCUGAGACUUUAGACAGACCUGCCCGCCCCUCACAUCACUCAUUACGGCUGUUUAUGGAUCAGCACCGCGCUGCUUAGAAACUUUAUAAAUCUGCGGUGUUACGGCUCGGUUCGCUGCCGUGUAGUUUGAUCUCCCCGUGUUGCAGUAAUGAUGGCAGAGGGGGCGGACUGCGGCUCCGUCAACACCGGAAAAAGGAGACAACCAGCGGGAAGAAAGAGUCGACAGAGCCGACAAAAGAAGAGCUUCAGCAGCAGCAAGGUAAGUCUGGAGAAAGUUCUGGGUAUCAGCACAUCCAGCAGUAGUGGUCUGACGACAGACCCCAACUCUGGGCUCAUCGCCUAUCCUGCAGGAUGCGUCAUCGUGCUGCUACAUCCAAAGAAGAACAAACAGAGUCACAUCAUCAACACGUCCAGGAAGCCAUUCAGUGCUCUGGCCUUCUCCUACGAUGGGAAACACCUGGUCACCGGAGAGAGCGGUCACAUGCCCUGUGUGCGGGUGUGGGAGGUGGGCGGAGGUCAGGUGGCUGAAGUUCAGUCCCAUAAAUACGGCGUUUCCUGCGUGGCGUUCUCCACCAACAGCCGCUACAUUGUUUCUGUGGGAUACCAACACGACAUGACCGUCAGCGUGUGGGACUGGAGGAAAGGUUCAAUCAUCGCCUCAAACAAAGUGUCCAGCCGAGUGUUCGCCGUCUCAUUCUCGCAGGACAACAGCUACUUUGUCACCGCGGGAAACAGGCACGUCAAGUUCUGGUACCUGGACGCCUCCAAGGAGAAACGAGUGAACAGCACAGUGCCUCUGAUUGGCCGGUCAGGGUUGCUAGGAGACCAUAAGAACAGCGUCUUCAGCGGGGUGGCUUGUGGGCGUGGUCUCAUGGCGUCCAGCACCUACUGCAUCACCAGCUCUGGUCUGCUGUGUCUGUUCAACAGCAGCCGACAGCUGGAGGCCUGGGUCAACCUGAAGACAUCGUCGGCGAGCUGUCUGGCCGUCAGCGAGGACUUCAUCUUCUGUGGCUGUGCUGAUGGUGUCGUCAGAGUCUUCAGUCCCUCUGGCCUGCAGUACAUCAGCACGCUGCAGCGCCCCCACAGGCUAGGAGUGGAACUCAUUCAGAGCGUGGAGCACGGCAGUCGCUCACCUGCCAGUCCAGGUGCUCAGUACCCCGACACGGUGGCUCUGACCUUUGACCCUGCUGCCAGACACUUGACCUGUGUGUACAACGACCACAGCGUGUACGUGUGGGACGUCAGCGACGUGAGGAGUGUUGGGAAGCUCUACUCCGCCCUGUACCACAGCAGCUGUGUUUGGAGCAUCCAGGUGUAUCCAGAGCUGUCAGAGCCGACCCAGGCGUGUCUGCCGCCAUCCUCGUUCCUCACCUGUUCCUCUGACAACACCAUCAGACUGUGGCAGGCCGACGCCCCCAGUGGACAGAGAAACCACUACAGCAAUGACCUCCUGAGGAUCCUGUAUGUGGGGGAGAACACGCAGCACCUGCAGGCGGAGGGAGAGAGAGGGGAGGCAGCAGGGGCUGAUGGGAAGGCAGGGAUCAGAGUGCUGGGUAUCAGUCCUGAUGGACAACACUUGGCAGCCGGAGACCGCUGUGGAAACCUGCAUAUCUUUGGUCUGAAGUUUCUGGAUCAGCUGGUGAAGAUCGAGGCUCAUGACUCAGAGGUGCUGUGUCUGGAGUUUUCCCCCACAUCCACAGGUGUGAAGCUGUUAGCGUCAGCCAGCAGAGAUCGACUGAUCCACGUCUUUAACCUGGAGAAGAACUACAGCCUGGAGCAGACGCUGAGCGACCACUCGGCCUCCAUCACUGCUGUCAAAUUCACGGGUGAGAGUCCAGAGGUUCGAAUGGUGAGCUGUGGAGCCGAUAAAAGCAUCUACUUCCAGACGGCGGAGCAGACGGCGGACGGCCUGUCCUUCUCCAGGAGUCACCACGUGGUCGAGAAGACGACACUGUACGACAUGGACCUGGACUCGACCAGGACACACGUGACCAUCGCCUGUCAGGACAGAAAUGUCAGGGUGUACAACGUGGAGACGGGGAAGUUGAAGAAAUGUCUGAAAGGCUCUUCCAGUGAUGAAGGAGCUCUGCUGAAGGUGGAGAUGGAUCCUACUGGGUCGUUCUUUGCCACUAGCUGCUCCGACAAAAACAUCUCCAUCUUUGACUAUGAGUCAGGAGAGUGUGUGGCCACGCUGUUCGGACACUCAGAGAUAGUCACCAGUAUGAGGUUCAGUCAGGACUGCAGACACCUCAUCACCGUGUCUGGAGACAGUUGUGUGUUCGUGUGGAGGUUGGACUCUCAGAUGACUAGCACCAUGAGAAAGAGGUGGGGCUUCAAAGUGAGCGCGGCUCCUCAAACCUGCAGCGUCAAACAUCAGAGCAUACGGAGAGAGACCUUCAUCACCGCGCCAUCCUCUCAGCUGCCUCAGCUUGACGAAGAAGACGAGGCGGGCUCCAGUACUCCAGCCAGACUGGACCCUACUCAUGAUCCUCAACUGCUUCAGACCAACGGGAAGCUGCCCAUGUGGUUCAGGAAACUGCAGGGGCAGGGCGGAGCCGCCACUGCUGUCCAAUCAGACGCCGAGCCCCGCCAGGUACGCAGCCGUUGGACAGAGCAGCUGAACCCUCUGGUCAUCUGCUCGUCCUUCUCCCCGAGCCCAACCAAGAGUGAGAAGGACGAAGACGAGGAGGACGAGGAGGACUUCCACCCUCAGAGUCUGGAGAGUCUGCUGGGAGACGAAGACGAGGAGGAGGAGGAGGAGGAGGAGGAAGAGGAGAAGGAGGUACUGCAGGAUGGAGGCGAGGACAGGAACACGUUCAUCCUCUACCCAAACAACAACAACACUACUGACAGGGAUUUUGAUGUUGAAGGCGUCGUGGAUCCUCAGCAGUCCCUGACCCAGCUGGAAGUCACAGGUACAGGGGCGGAGCCUGUGUGGAGCAGUCAUCUGAGUCCGGACUCAGCGUGCUCUGAAGGCUCAACGGGAAGUUUGGAACCGCAGCACGAUGCAGACACGGACUCUCUGAGUCAGGGCAGCUCUGCUGGCAGCCUGCUCCUCGAAGACGACGAGGACAGAAACUCUCUGAAGAAUCACUUUGAAACUCUGGCGUCCAGUCUCAACGACGAGAAGUUUGACACCGAUCUGAGGACUCUGCAGCCUCCAGAGGAGAAACACUUCCUGAACCCCCGACUCAGCAUCUCCACACGCUUCCUGUCCCGAUUCCAGGACCGGAUCAGGGCGUGGCCGAGCCAAGCGCCUCCCCCGGUCUCUAUCCCAAGCAGGAUCUCAGAGGAGAGCAACGUCAGCAACACAUCGAUAAACUCGGAGUCGAGCAGCAAGGUGACCUCGGACACCCAGAUUCAGAGUGAAAAUGUCAGCAGCACAGUGAGAUUCAACCAGUCAGUUCUCCGUCGUAGAGCUUCCUGCGUGAUUUCCCAUCAGCCCCAUCGUCGCCCAAUACGCCGACGGCACACUGUCGUUGUGUUCCAGUGCAGAGAUAAGAAGGGAGGCGUCUCCUCCAGGACUCCAAACAGCAGCGUGGUGUCUGCCGUCCAGCAGGGGGCGCCACGCCUCGGAUACCUGGGAACCACCGCCAGCUCCAGGGCCAAACUCCAGGACCUGCCCACCUCUUCCGGCUCCUGCCCUGAAGAGGAGAACGUGUCCUCAUCCUCAGACCUCCCCCCUCCUCCCCCCUGCUCCAAAGCUGACCAGACCCAGGACCAGACCUGCAGUGUCGCUUCACUGUCCCAAGAGUCUCUGGAUCCUGAAACAAACCUGCAGGUGUUGACACCGCGCACAAAUGUGAUGUCAGAGGGCGGAGUCACAAAGUGGAGCGUCAGCAGCAUCGAGGAAACACUGACAAAUAUAAACAAAACCCUCAUCACAAGCCCUGCCCCCUCCAUAACUACCACAGCCACGCCCACAGUCAAUGACAUCAUCACAUGCUCAGCCUCCAGAUUUGAGGAGGGUCCUGAAGGACCUGAGCAUGAUCCAGGUACCACAGAGCCAUCUUCAGGAGCUGACCCGCCCAUCUCUUCAUCCUCUCCUCUGACAGAAACACCACACCUUCCUCAAACAAGUAGCCCGGCCCCUCCAGCAGGUUCGGGCGAGGACUCCAUCAGCCUGCAGCAGUGUCAGCACAUCGCCAAUGAGCUGAAAGAGACAGCGAGACAAGCCGUUCACCUGUACUCGCAGCUCGGUGAGUCUGAGCGGCAUCUUCAGAUGGCGUCUGUCCUACAGGAGGCGUUUGAUGUUGUUCACUUGGAGCUUCAGGGGAUGCUGCACUGUAGAGACGGGCAGGGCAACAGCGACCCCCAUGGGCCGCUGGAGAGUGCAGAGACGACGUCUCUGCUUGAGAAAUACUCGAACCUGUUGCUUCAGAUGACCCAGAAAAAACUGAACCAGGUCUGAUCUAGGACUGACCACCACCUGUGGACCGUAUGGAGCCUUAAAGAGGACAAACUUCACUCAGGUCUCAUUCUGAGUGACUUGUUAAGAUGAUUUUAUCAACAUCAGUAUUAAGUUUUUAUGCACCUUACCUUUAUUUUUCAGUCUGUUUUAAAUCAUCGUGUUUGUACAUAAAGUGUUUUUUUAUGUUUCUUAAUAAAUGUUUA
This is a messenger RNA of Cheilinus undulatus (humphead wrasse), 4691 nucleotides long. RefSeq names its product WD repeat domain 62 (gene wdr62). Gene Ontology annotation, biological process: neurogenesis; regulation of mitotic cell cycle; mitotic spindle organization. The coding region runs from base 226 to 4488 and encodes 1420 amino acids. Gene Ontology annotation, cellular component: mitotic spindle. Gene Ontology annotation, molecular function: protein binding. The record is from RefSeq and is a predicted model, not a curated record. The transcript is spliced from 34 exons. NCBI's taxonomy places the organism in Eukaryota, Metazoa, Chordata, Actinopteri, Labriformes, Labridae.